This is a messenger RNA of Stomoxys calcitrans (stable fly), 465 nucleotides long. Its product is annotated as protein anon-73B1. The record is from RefSeq and is a predicted model, not a curated record. The coding region runs from base 96 to 380 and encodes 94 amino acids. Gene Ontology annotation, cellular component: membrane. Lineage: Eukaryota; Metazoa; Arthropoda; Insecta; Diptera; Muscidae. The transcript is spliced from 3 exons.
GUCAGACUGAGGAAGAAGAAGAAGACGUUAUCCCUAGUAUAAACAAUCGAAAUUAGUUUAUUGCUUUUGUUAUUAAAAAUUGGAAAUUCGCGAACAUGGACGCAAAUAUUUUGGAUAAAUAUGGAGACGAAGAUAUAUUUGGCGCAGUGCUAAAAUGGGGUCUAUAUUUUGGUGCAUUUUUUCAACUAGCGUGCAUUGUGGUUUCAAUUGUUUGGCCGUACACUUCCCAUCAAGACAAUACCGUGGACUCGUUGGAUGUAAAAAUGAUACAAAGCCUAAUGGAAUCGAUUCGCAACCAAACAAUCGCCGGCUCCAUAAAAUCAGAAAGCAAGAAAAGAAAAAAAGACGUUGAUUUUACAAAAAUAAGGAUCUACCUAUAGUUUAGCAUUGUAAAUUAAUUUAAUUGUAUAAAAAAAAAUAAAAUACAAAAAUACAGCAUCUAUACAAAGUUUCAUCAAAAAAUUA